Molecule: messenger RNA, 163 nt
Organism: Racocetra persica
Lineage: Eukaryota; Fungi; Glomeromycota; Glomeromycetes; Diversisporales; Gigasporaceae
Source: the annotation of a GenBank genome assembly
AUGUAUCCUGAAAGUCUGAACCCUACUAUUAACUGGCAUGUAGAUGUUGGCUGGCACAAGCUCAUCAAAAGGGAGCACGACCAUCAUUUAGUUGAUAAUAUUUAUCUCGAUAUGUCUGAUGACAAACCCUCAAAAAAGCGACGGCGCCUCUCAGAAUGGAUGG